GACCGUGGGAUUGACGCUCCAGGCUCCAGUCAAAAUGUACCUUUACUUCCUGAUUGUAACUAUCGCCCAUUGCACUUCACCGAGCAGCAGCAUGUCGUCCGGGGAGUGGAAGCAGCGGUGCGAGGAUGAGUGGGGUCUGGGGGGCGCGCCGAUGCCCGACAGCGUGGACUGGAGAUCUGUGUAUGAAGCCAAACCUUUCAACAGAAACUUACUGAAAAAUCCAUCUCCCUAUGGGUUAACCAAGGAUGUCCCACCACCUGAACCUGAUUUGCCUGAACAACCUGACCACGGUCCUCCACGCUUUAUACCUGAAGGUGACUUUAGCGGCUGGACCACCAGCUCAGAGGUCCUCCCUUAUGAUUCAAGUGGCAUCCCAGCAGGAGCUGUGAUCUGUCAUCUUCCUCAGGCCAGCUGGUUUACAAUGGAGCAAAUGGUGGACUUGAAAGCUGAAGGACUGUGGGAGGAGCUGCUUGAUGAAUUUCAGCCUGAAAUCAUGAUCCAAGAUUGGUAUGAGGAGAGCCAGUUGCAUAAGUUUAUUUACCAGCUCCAUGUGAAGUUACUGGGAGCAGACAAAACUACAGUGAUUGAUGAGCACACAGUGAACCCCGAGGAAGACCUUAGCAUUUAUUCACAUAACUGGAAAGAGGUGUCUCAUGUGUUUUCUGGUUAUGGACCUGGUGUCAGAUAUGUCCAAUUUUUGCACCGUUUGAAGAACCAUUUUCUCAAUGGAUUUUGGAACACGGUGGUCACGGGGAGCUCAGUGACGAUCAUCCCAAAAAAAUGAGCUGCUACAUGCCACAGAUGGUUUAGUUUGAUUAGUAUGCUGCACUUUGUAAAGCCAAAUGUAUUUUAAAAAUUCAUCAUUAAGAAAAUACAAGUUGCAUUAAAAUUGUGUCAUGUUCGAUGUU
Molecule: messenger RNA, 908 nt
Organism: Boleophthalmus pectinirostris (great blue-spotted mudskipper)
Lineage: Eukaryota; Metazoa; Chordata; Actinopteri; Gobiiformes; Gobiidae
Product: F-box only protein 50-like
Exons: 6
Coding region: 35-784 (249 amino acids)
Biological process (GO): glycoprotein catabolic process; SCF-dependent proteasomal ubiquitin-dependent protein catabolic process
Cellular component (GO): SCF ubiquitin ligase complex; cytoplasm
Molecular function (GO): ubiquitin protein ligase activity
Source: RefSeq, a predicted model, not a curated record